AUUUGACUCACAUUAUCGUCCGGUCAAUGAGCGACCCAGGACAACUCCAUCGGCAGUCAAGGAUCGGGGACUCCACGGUAUAAUGACUGAAACUCUCCCACUCUAUAUACAGCUAUAUGUAACAACAUGACAUGUUGGAAACCUGUCCCGGGGACGACAAAUGGCUGCCCAUUUCUAAAGAACUCCAUGAGUGCUGGACACAUGCAAACUCUGUGUAGCCUGAGAUUAUUGUCUUCAAAUCAGCAUUAUAUUCGCGAGCACAGGCUAUUACAUUUCGCCGCAUCUUCUUUCCAUGGCUUGCCCAUUCUAUUGAGCGGUUACUCACUCAGAGCGAAUCAAUGAAUGAAGACGCCUAGUACUAUAGAGACGACCGUCGUCCAGAUCCUGAGACUUGGAAGGCAUUCCAGCAUAUUCAAGUCUUGCAGAUUCCUCUUUCAUAUCCUUGAUCGAGUAUAGGGAGACCCGGACCGAUUAAUGUUUUUGUUUUGUGGAGGGCUUCAAUCUCACGAAGACAACAAGGUAGACUAAGGUAAGCCUAUGAAUUUUAACGACACCAGCCUUAGCUGACUCAAGACCUACUUUUUUUCGAUCAUGCAUAGAGGGGCCGUCGAGCAUGACGAUUGGGUGAAGGACUGUUUCCGAGCUGCGACUGACUGGCUGAAAUCGACCCAGAACCCAGACGGUGGCUGGGGGGAAACGGGGAUGUCUGAUACGGAUCCCCGGUUGGCAGGCCGUGGUCCCUCGACAGCUUCCCGGACGGGGUGGGCGCUGAUGGGGCUCCUCGCCCAUCUCACAGCCGAUAACGAGUCGGUUCGACUGGGAGUGGUAUACCUAUUGCGAACACAGACCCUGUCUGAUCGCAACGAUGAAGCGUCUUGGCCUGAAUCCCAUUAUACCGGAACGUGAUUUUCUAACCAUGUCCACCUGGGUUAUACCUUAUAUCCACACUAUUUUCCCAUGAUGGCUUUGGGACGAUAUGUACAGAUGUACAGCUAUCAGGGCGCAAGGUCUGGAGCUUUCUGGUUAGAGUACCUGGACAGUCGAUCCUUCAUUCUUGUUCCUUUUCUCUCUUUCUUGUUUUCACUUUUAAACGUAAGAGAUGAACGUCCAGUCUUCGAUAUUCCAAGCAGUGAGACUCAAGUGGCUUGUAGACAACGUUCACUUCCCCGUUCAAUGUUAAUAUUGAUUCUACUCCACGGGGUUGCAAUGGAAGCCAUCUUGGUAGUAGAGAGCACAAUGAAGCCCCGCUUGCAAUGGUAAUAGUUGAGACAUCAGUCUAGUUAUAGGACCCCGCCAUCGACUCGCACUUAUCGCGUGAUAGCGAGAUGGUAUUUGGAUUCGAUGAUCCAUAAACGGGGAGCCUCGGGCAGUCGGUCGGAAAAUGACACGAUUGGCCCAGCAAAAUGCGGAGUCACCGCCUCACGCAAUCGAAGGCUAGUGUGACGAACAAGUGGUUUGGCCGACCAGGGCUUCAAAGCAUUGGUGUGUGUCUUGGGAUGGCGACAGGUCGUGCUAUCGGUGCUGUCCGUUGAGUGUUGGGUUUUGGACCAAGUUCAUAAGAGGAUCAUUCAUUCGCAC
Aspergillus pseudotamarii is the source of this 1578-nucleotide messenger RNA. Its product is annotated as terpenoid cyclases/protein prenyltransferase alpha-alpha toroid. The coding region runs from base 592 to 906 and encodes 104 amino acids. The transcript has a single exon. NCBI's taxonomy places the organism in Eukaryota, Fungi, Ascomycota, Eurotiomycetes, Eurotiales, Aspergillaceae. The record is from RefSeq and is a predicted model, not a curated record.